AACUUGAAGACUCUGAUGGAGGUGUGAACGGGGACAGUCCCAAGACUCCUCCCAGCCGACCACAGAGGAAGGAGAAGAAAGACUACCCCAAGCCAGCUAUCAACGGCCUGCCCCCCACUCCUAAAGUCCUGAUGGGAGCCUGUUUCUCCAAGGUGUUUGAUGGCUGUCCACUGAAAAUCAACUGUGCCACGUCGUGGAUACACCCAGAUACCAAAGACCAAUACCUUAUAUUUGGGACAGAGGAUGGGAUCUAUACCCUCAACCUGAAUGAGCUGCAUGAAGCCACCAUGGAACAGCUGUUCCCCAGGAAGUGUACCUGGCUCUACAUCAUCAACAACAACCUGAUGUCUCUGUCAGGAAAGACCUUCCAGCUGUACUCUCACAACCUGAUUGGGCUGUUUGAGCAGCUGAAGAAACCUGGCCUCGCCUCUCAGUUCCAGACACACCGCUUCCCAGACAAGAUCUUACCUAGGAGGUUUGCCUUGACCACCAAGAUCCCGGACACAAAGGGCUGUCACAAGUGCUGCAUUGUGAGGAACCCCUAUACGGGCCAUAAGUACCUGUGUGGAGCGCUGCAGUCUGGGAUAGUCCUGCUACAGUGGUACGAGCCCAUGCAGAGGUUCAUGCUCAUCAAGGUCAGUCCCUCAUCUCGUCUGGCCCUCAUCUAGU
Messenger RNA from Oncorhynchus masou masou (cherry salmon), 669 nucleotides. Its product is annotated as mitogen-activated protein kinase kinase kinase kinase 5-like. Lineage: Eukaryota; Metazoa; Chordata; Actinopteri; Salmoniformes; Salmonidae. The record is from RefSeq and is a predicted model, not a curated record. The annotation marks the transcript as partial. The transcript is spliced from 8 exons.